AUGACCUACAAGACGAGAAAGUCGGAAGACAUACCGCGGAAAUGGGAUUCGAAUCAAGUAGCAGGAUCUGUAACAUCUGCUCCAGCGCAGCCCGGUCUGCGUUUUUCGUCCAGAGAAAGCGAGGUCUGUGACUGGCAAGCGCCGAGCCAUGUCGAGCACGCGGGAACAGGUGGUGCAUUCGACGAUGACGGCGACGCUCAUGUCGAGGCUGCGCUCCUGUUUCUUGGUGAGCGAGCAUUGUGCUCUGCGCCCGGGUCAGCAAACUCGGAUGACUUUCAGCGCGAUGUGAUCUGUUACGAAGCUGGGGAGUCGGCACUUGCAGGCCAGAACCUCACCGAAUGCAAACACUCCGCCCAUGAGGCUGAUGUUGUCUCCAUUCAACGCGGCCGACUGCGUCCAUGCUUCUCGGCGGGCGCAGCUUCAAGCUCUGCGGUCGAGCCCAGUCGCAACGGUUUCGACGGACGCUCGACUGGGCGCCUCGGGACUGCGGAAACGACACCACUGCCCAGGGCAUUGCCGAUCGAGCGCCUACGUAUCUGUGCGGGCACCAGUGUGCUCCACGAAGGCGUUCCUUGCUGGGAAUCUCCGCGUGCCGCUGGAGUGCAUCGGAGCACGGCAUGCCCGUCAUCGACAUGUGCGUGCCCUGCCUCGGGACGACCGACUCCGACCACACAUAUACUGAGACGAGACGCUUAUGCGAAUCGUUCGAUAUCCGGUGAUCAAACGACUCCGCUGAGAGCAGCGCUCUCGCAAGAACCUGCUCGGGCGAGCUCGCGCCGAAGAACCCCGCUUCCGAAGCAUGCCGUUGCUGUAUUCGAAGCCUGGGCCAGAGCGCACUGGGAUCACCCGUACCCAAGUGACGCGGUGAAGGUUCAGUUGAGUGCCCAGACUGGUGUGUCUGUGAAACAAGUAUCUAACUGGUUUAUCAACUUUCGAAAACGCUCAUGGCACGGCCGGCGAUAG
Messenger RNA from Cyanidioschyzon merolae strain 10D, 963 nucleotides. Its product is annotated as similar to BEL1-related homeotic protein. Gene Ontology annotation, molecular function: DNA binding. Gene Ontology annotation, biological process: regulation of DNA-templated transcription. Lineage: Eukaryota; Rhodophyta; Bangiophyceae; Cyanidiales; Cyanidiaceae. Bases 1 to 963 code for a protein of 320 amino acids. The transcript has a single exon. The record is from RefSeq and is a predicted model, not a curated record.